CGGCGAGGACAAGAGCAACGGGGGCAAGAUCCCCGCACCCGUCUUCGAUUGCACGAGCAAGACCAUGAAGAAGCACCGCCGAGAGGUCGCCACCUGGCAGAUCGGGACCGAGGUCAAGCCGCCCAAGCAGGGAGCGACCUUGCUGGCCAGCCUGAAGGGCAAGGCCGAGGAGGCGUGCGAGGAGCUCGACCUGGACGCCAUCAAGGGCGACGACUCGGUGGAGGUGUUCCUGGAGUACCUCGGGAAGCGCUUUCCCGAGAUCGAGGUGCUGGAGACCCCAGCGCUGCUGGAGACCUUCGUGCGCCCGGCCUGCGCCCGGCACAAUCACGAGGGGAUCCGCGACUACAACAACCGCAUCAAUGGGAUCGCCACCAAGCUGAAGGCCAAGGGCAUCCAGGUGCCCGACGAGGUCUUGGCGGACCUGUACAUCAAGGGGGCCCGCCUGCCCCCGGAGCGCGCGGCGAGCGUGCUCAACGGCGUGGGCAACCAGUUCAACCCCGCCAAGAUCCAGGAGCAGUUGAUGAUCAACUUGCCCAAGGUAUCGGUCGUGGACGGCAACAAGGCGUACGCUACGGAGACCCACGAGGAGGAUCGCAGGGCCGAGUUCGACGGCGCGUCCUCAGACAGCUCCGACGACUACGAGGACGAUCUGCCCGACGAGCUGCAGGGCGCGAUCGACGAGGCGGAGGAGCAGGUAGCCUUCUUCACCAAGAAGAUGGCGCGCGCCAAGGACAAGCUGAAGGAGGCGAAGCAGGCGCGCGGCUACUUCGCCAAGCGCGACGGCGGCAAUCCGCCGAAGAGAGACGAUCCCAAGAUUGCCAAGAUGAAGGCAAGGACACACUGCGGCGCAUGUGGCCAGAAGGGCCAUUGGCGCGGUGGCCCGCAGUGCUCGAAGAAGAACGACCCUAACGCCAAGGCCGACAUCCCGAAGAAGGGAAGCAACAGGACGAACAUCGCCACGCACGAGACCAGCGACGCGCAGGAGCCUCACGUGGCGGAGAUGACGGUCGCGGCGGUCUACCAGCAGGACCUGCGGGCCGCAGCUCGCGACAGGAAGUGCAGCGCGCUGCGCAGCAUCGACGGGGCGCAGACGCGCCAGGCCGCCGGGCUACCCGAAGAAGUUACGGCAGCGGCGUUCUUCAUCAAUAAGGACCACCAGUGCCUGAUGGCCGCGACGAGCUCGGCGCUGAUCUACCUCAGCGUCGAGGACCUGCUGAAGGAGUCGGGGGGGAAGCUGACCUUCGACGCGGCCUGCGCGCGGUGCGUCGGCGGCCUCGACUGGUACAACGACAUCAAGAAGAGGCUGGCCGCCUUCAACAUCCAGCCCAUCGAGUACCCCGAGAAGGAGCCGUUCCGGUUCGGGGCGUCGAAGGUAGUGUUCAGCCUCAAGGCGGCGCUGAUCCCCUGUUCGGUGAACGGCGAGGCCUUCACCGUCCGCAUGAGCAUCGUGCGCAGCGCCGUGCCAGGACUGUUCAGCCGCAAGGCCCAGAGCGAGCUGGACACAGUCUACCACGCCGGAGACAACAAGCUGGACAUCAAGUCGAUCGACGAGCACGACAUCCAGAUCUUGGGCCUGAGCCGCGCCGGACACCCGACGCUGGACAACACAGGCUUCACGCCGGGCUACAAGCCCGUUUCGGACGUCUCGGAUACCAAGGCCGAGAUUCGUCUCCACCCUUGCGCUUCUUACCACGCUGAGACAGCUGCGGCCAGCGCCGCCAAGCCAGCGGCGCCCGAGGCUCGCCGCCAAGGGGUCGCCUCGGAGGCCGACGAGUCUCAGUCGGACACUGACUGCGACGCGCUCGAUAGCGCCGAACUGUUCGAGCAGCAGGUGCGCCAGGAGACGAGCCCGGGGAGCAGCAACCAGAACUUGCCGACGACGAGUACUGCCCGUCUCCCGGCGAUAUCCAGCAUGCGGAUGCCGGAGCUGCAGGCCGAGGUGGCAAGCUACGACUUGGAUGUGCGCGACGCCACGUGCGACCAGCCCCGGGUGAUCUUGCGCGCGCUGAGGGCCGAGGGCCGCGAGAGCACGCCGCAGGGCGACUACGUCCCGGGGCUCGGCAAGAAGAACAAGGAGGAGCUCCAGCAGCUGCGCCGGGGCCGCCAGAUCGAGUUCGACCAGCGCACGACCGUGCCGGAGCUCAGGCAGCGCCUCAAGGGCUGGAAGGUCGAGGACGCGGCCAGCAGUGCCUCGGCAACGGUGGCUCAUCCGAGCUCACAGAUCACCGGGGCCGACAAGAUGCGCUUCGGCAAGUACCCCACGGCGGACUACCGCUGGGUGCUCAAGGACGACCUGGGCUACGCGCAGUGGGCGGUCCUGGAGCUCAACAGCAACCGGGCAAGCCCGCUCCUGGCGCGGUUUGCCAGAUGGGUCAAGGCGCACGGACUGCAGCCCCUUCCCCCGGAGAAGCCGCACGAGAUGGACACCGGCGACAUGGGCUUCGAGAAGGCGGGCGAGUCCGACAGGGAGGAUCACCCGCGGCGGCCAGGCAUCAAGAAGGGCAAGCGCGUCGGCCUCCUCUACCAGGCCACGGGCUUGCUGAGCGCCUUCGCCUUUCAGACGGUGCUCACCGCGGACUGGCUGGCUAGACCUCUCAAGCCAGUGGUGCAGCAUGCUAGCAGUGCUGCACGAGACGUGGUCGACCACGUCCAGAACGUCAAGGAGGCCUACAGCGUUCGCAGCCACCGCGUGGACGUCAUGCAGGUGUUCGGAGGCGAAGGCGGCAUCACCGAGGCGGCGUGGAAGCGCCAGAUGGCGGCCACAGAGGUGAUCGACCGCAAGUACGGAUGGGACUUACGCAAGCAGAAGGACCUCGACGCAACGCACGACCUGCACUACGCCUCGAGGCCAAGCAGGCGCUCCGGCGGAUCUGGAGGGCGGAGCGGCCGUACCUUGGCCCGCGACCUCUUCAAGUACCAGCUCGACUCUGGCGACAUGGCCAUGAUCGAGAACCCGGCCACCAGCCGGCUAUGGACACAGCGCGCGAUUUUGGAGCUAUUGGCAGACGAGCGCGUGUACCAGGUGAGGUGCGACACGUGCGAGUACGGAGCUCGACGCUACAAGACGGGGGGACUCAUCAAGCACCCCACGAAGCUGCGCGUUACCCACAAGGAGUUCGAGCAGCUGAAGCGCACCUGCAGCCACAAGCACCACGACCAGACCUUCGGGGACAACGUGGCGGUGCGCAAGUCUGGCGUUUAUCCUGCUAAGUUCUGCCGAGCGGUGGUACGCAUCGUGGAGCAAGUUAUUCGCCAGCAAGGUGGGCAGCGCGCCUACCAGGUGGACUGCCAGUCGCACUCGUCGCCCUUCAUCGUGACAGUGCCUAGGGAGCAGGCCACCGCCUACGUGAACGACACCGCGCCCUUGGGAGAAACGGGCGAGCCUGAUGGGGGCCCAGGCCCCAUGGGCGGCGGAGACGACUUCGCCGACACUCACAACGUGCGGGCCGAAGAUACUGCGGACGGCAGGAUCGGGGUCGGCGCGAUUACCUUCACAAAGAAAGCAGCAGCCUGCUGCAAGCCAGCCGAGCUGGCCAUGCUCAAGAGACUCCAUGUCAACUUGGGCCAUCCGUCCAAUGAAGAGUUGGGGCGCAGUUUGCGACUCAAAGGCGCUAAGUCGGCCACCGUCCAGGCCGUCAAGGGGCUGAUCUGCGGGGUGUGCCGCUCGCAGCAGCGCCCGAGCGCGAGGAGACCAGCGCACCUCCACUUCGUGCAAGAUUUUGGAGACGACGUCGGCUUCGACUGUUUCGAGCUCAAGGACGUCGACGGCAAGAGCUACUGGUACUUCAGUAUCGUCGACCUGGCUACCACCUUCCACGUCGCGACGCUGAUCGGUCGCCACACCAGCCAGGAGUUCGCCGUCGCGUUCGAGAGGUGCUGGGCCUCCUGGGCGAGCGUACCGGACCGAGUCCACUUCGACAUGGAGAAGGGUUUCGGCGGCGCCAUCAGCGAGCUGUUCCAGUCAUUCAACACGGUGCAGCUGCCCAUCGCCGGUCAGGCACAUUGGCAGCUCGGUCGCGUGGAACCCCAGGGAGCUUGGUGGAAGGAGCUCGCGGCGAGGACGAUCGAGCACUCGUCGAUCAGGGGCGAGGACGAGAUGCGGACGCUGGCCAUCAUGGUCUCGGGCGCGAAGAACUCGCUGAGAAGGCGAGCAGGCUUCAGCCCCGCGCAGUGGGUGCUGGGACGCGACCCCAAGAUGCCCGGAGACCUAGUGGACGAUACGGCCAACUACAGCGCCCACAGCCUCGCGAUGUGCUACGUCUUCCGCCAGGUCAAGAAGAAGGAGCAGCGGGAGCAGCACAACCGCAACGCCAAGAAGGGCAUCUGGCGAGGGCCGUGCGUAGUCAUCGGCCACCAAGGCGAGAACACAUGGGUCUCGCUAGGAGGGCACACCAUGCUGGUGGCCCCGGAGCACAUCAAGGCACUCGCUCCGGACGGCGUCUGGUUCCCGAACGGCAGGGACGAGAUCGGUCAGGCCGUGGCCGAGCUCAACCGGGCUCGCGACUCGCUCGAACAGGAAGAGGCUCCGGUGGAGGACAUCCGCCCGGCGCCUGGCGAGCCCGAGGUCAAGCCAUACGAGAUGGAGCAGGCGUGGCGGAAAUUUAUCGACAACCCGGACGACAGCGACCUCAGGCUCAACGUCCCCGAGGAUCCGCCCCAGCAGGAGCAGAUCCAGGUGCUGCCCGCCGACGUGCCGCAGCAAGCUGAAGAAGAGCGAACCUACGGCCCUGACGAGUUCCGACGACGUCGAGCUACCUUCGACGGAGGGGACAGCGGCGACUUCGGCCCGGCCUUCAAGCGCCUCCAGACCGAGAGGGAGCACGCAGGCUCUGGCGCCCUGCCCGCAAGGGCAACUUCGCGCGACCGCGCGGCGGCGCCCGAUCAAGAGGCAGCAGCCGGACCCGAAGCAGAAGGGACCCGCCAACGUUCGAGGUCGGCUCCAAGACAAGUGCUGCAAACCUCCAUCGUGACCGAGAGGAUCAAGCGCAAGCAGGCCGACAAGGAGAUCCAUUGGAGGGCCAUCAAGGACUCCGAUCGGGAGCUCUUCAGGGAGGCGGCCGCCAAGCAGUGGAGCGAGUGGCAGAAGUAUGGCCCUUGUCAGGUACUCUCCAUCGAGGAGUCCGAGGCGAUCAGGGGCAUGAUCAAGCCCAGCCUCAUCCUGCCCAGCCGGUUCGUGUACCGGGACAUGAGCGCCCCGCUGCGGACCGACAAGCAUCCGCUGCUGGGCGACCUGCGGACGGACGCGCCCACGGUCACCCGCAACUCGCCCAUGCUGUUCUUCACCAUCUGCCAGAGGUUCGACCUGGAGAUCUACGCGGCGGACGUGGAGGCGGCUUUCAUGCAAGGCGACGAGCAGCCCGACCAGCAGCUGCACAUGGCCCAGCCUCGCGAAGGUCUGCCUGGGCUCAACCCGAAGCAGCUGAUCAAAAUCCUCAUGGGAGUUUUCGGGCUGGCGACGGCACCGAGACAGUGGUGGGCGAAGCUCAAGAGGACCUUGCUCGCGGUGGAGGAGAAGCUGAGCGACAACUACGUGUUUCGCCUGCACCAGCACUCGCUGGACCCAGCGCUGUACUACGGGUACGACCAGCACGGGGAGCUUUGUGCGGUGGUGGUCGCCCACGUGGGCGACUUGCUGCUGGGGAUCUCGCACAAGUACCCGAGCCUCUACGACAGGCUUCACAAGCUGUUGCCCUGGGGCGACUGGAGCGCGAACACCAUCGAGGAGAUUCCGCUCAGCAAGGAGCGCAAGACGGAACUGUCGUCAGAUGCUACGCCAGCUGAGUUCUCGGACAACCGCUCCGCACUCGGAGCGCUCGGGUGGCUUUCAUCGCAGACUCGUCCCGACCUGGCAGCUGGAGUGGCCAUGGGGCAGCGAACCCAGAACAAGCCCACCAUCCAGGACUUGCUCGAGACGAACAGGCUCAUCAAGCUGGCGCGGAAGCACGCGGACGUGGGUUUGGAGUUCCCUAAGUUACGUGGACCUCUGUGCCUGGUGACGUUCUACGACGCCAGUUGGGCCAACGCUGAUGAGCCAGCUGAAGGCGCCAUCUCCAAGUUGCUCGCGAAGACCGUGGGAGCAACCAGUAAGGACAAGAAGAUCAAGAUUCGCUCGCAGGCCGGCUACGUGACUUUUCUCGCA
This is a messenger RNA of Prorocentrum cordatum, 6139 nucleotides long. The record is from the annotation of a GenBank genome assembly. Lineage: Eukaryota; Dinophyceae; Prorocentrales; Prorocentraceae.